This is a messenger RNA of Aethina tumida (small hive beetle), 1325 nucleotides long. Its product is annotated as transmembrane protein 120 homolog. Bases 150 to 1202 code for a protein of 350 amino acids. The transcript has 2 exons. NCBI's taxonomy places the organism in Eukaryota, Metazoa, Arthropoda, Insecta, Coleoptera, Nitidulidae. The record is from RefSeq and is a predicted model, not a curated record. Gene Ontology annotation, cellular component: membrane.
UUUUUUUUUUGACUCUCCAUUCCACUUUAUAUUUUUACACUACGUAGGUAUAUUAGACGAGACUUGAAGGGGUUCAUCAUAUUGCAGGCAGUCCUUUUGCUGUCACUACCUUCCAGUUAUAAAUGGGCCCCUAAUAUUACCACCUGAAGAUGCAGCGAACUCCACAAAAUAUGGUGGAGUCCCUGAACGAAGAGUGGGCAGAACUGAUCGUCGAUUACAGAGAUCUCCUGAGCGAUGCCAAAACUCACAUGCAACAUCUCGAGGAUGUGGCUGAAGAAGAGAAGCAAUACAUGGAACGUAUGUCCCACCACAGAUUCCGCCUGACCGCCAUGUCCAAAUACUUGGAUGAAGUGUUGAAAAUAGUGGAUGAAACCGACGAACUCAGGACCAUACGUGCAAACAUAGAAAAAAGGCGACAACAACUGGUCGACAUCGAGCUGACGUUGCCGAAGAGUAAUUGCCUUUACCUAAGAACCAUGAUUGGAAACGUGAGCGUCUUCUGCUUAAGCAAGGAAAGACAAUUCAGAUUCAAACAGGAAUACGAACAAUUCAAACUCAUCGCAAACAUCGUGGGUUUUGUGAUGUCGAUAGGAAACUACUUCGUCGUCUGCAGACCGUUGGAAUCUGCCUUCAUCAUCCUCUUAUUGUGGUAUUACUGUUCGUUAACCAUUCGCGAAAGCAUCCUAAAGCUGAACGGAUCAAAGAUUAAGUUGUGGUGGCGACUCCACCACUUUUUCGCCAUCGCUGCUUGUGGCGUCCUGCUCAUGUGGCCCCAGUCCAAGACUUGGAACCUAUUUAGAAAUCAUUUCAUGCUCUUCGGCAUCUAUAUGAGCCUGACUCAGUACAUGACCUACCAGGCCCAAAGGGGAGGACUUUACAGGCGCCGGAUUUUAGGUAAAUGCAAUCACCUGGCGGUCACCGUGAACGGUUUCCGGGCUUGGAUGUGGCAAGGACUGACUUUCCUGUUGCCGUUCCUGUUUCUCGGCUACUUGUUUCAGCUAUACAUCACUUAUGAUUUGUACAAGAUCUUCAAGAGUCGUAAACAAAUCUGCACGUGGCAUGUGCCGGUCUUGAGUAUUAUAUUUCUGAUCGUGACUUUGGGUAAUACUUUUACCACCAGCAAAGUUCUACUGUAUAGAUUGUACAAGGAGCUUCUCAUUGAAGAAAUAGUUAUAGAAAUUGAUCGUCCAAAGAGAGAUUAAAGGAGUAUUGCUGAUUUUUAUAUAUACCAAACAGUUACUCUAUAAUAUAUAGUUUUGUAUUUAUUAUAAAUAUAUUUUACCAGUAGACACAGAAGUGGAUAGUGGACUACAAUACUACAAUUU